Messenger RNA from Rhineura floridana, 542 nucleotides. RefSeq names its product histone H2A type 2-C-like. NCBI's taxonomy places the organism in Eukaryota, Metazoa, Chordata, Lepidosauria, Squamata, Rhineuridae. Gene Ontology annotation, cellular component: nucleosome. Gene Ontology annotation, molecular function: structural constituent of chromatin; DNA binding; protein heterodimerization activity. The record is from RefSeq and is a predicted model, not a curated record. The transcript has a single exon. Bases 103 to 492 code for a protein of 129 amino acids.
UUACAAGCUCGCGGCAUGAAUAAAGACCGUGGAGGAAGCUGGUGUAGAGUAAUUCUAUUUAAAAUUUUGUAGGUGAGGCAAUUGCAAAGCUGAGAAAUUAAAAUGUCUGGACGCGGCAAGCAAGGAGGCAAGGCGAGGGCAAAGGCCAAGACUCGCUCUUCUCGUGCUGGGCUGCAGUUCCCUGUGGGUCGUGUGCAUCGUCUGCUGCGCAAAGGGAACUACGCCGAGCGUGUUGGGGCUGGCGCGCCGGUCUACUUGGCGGCCGUGCUGGAGUACCUGACUGCCGAAAUCCUGGAGCUGGCUGGCAACGCCGCCCGAGACAACAAGAAGACCAGGAUCAUCCCUCGUCACUUGCAGCUCGCCAUCCGCAACGACGAGGAGCUGAACAAGCUCUUGGGUAAAGUGACUAUUGCCCAAGGAGGCGUCCUUCCCAACAUCCAGGCUGUCCUGUUGCCCAAGAAGACCGAGACUCACAAGGCUAAGAGCAAAUGAAGCUCUCAACGAGGGAAUCCUAAAUCCAAAAAGGCUCUUUUAAGAGCCAC